This is a messenger RNA of Bactrocera oleae (olive fruit fly), 1516 nucleotides long. Lineage: Eukaryota; Metazoa; Arthropoda; Insecta; Diptera; Tephritidae. The record is from RefSeq and is a predicted model, not a curated record.
AUGCUGCUGCUGGUGCUACUCGCAAAUCAUGUGCCACGCCAUAAUCAUUUGUUGAAUCAUGGUUAUGUCAACGAUGAUGACUUUGCUGGACAACAUAACAAUGACUAUAAACAUUAUGUCACCACCAUGCAACGCCAUACAAUGCAAUAUCAACACUACAAUUCUGACUGUUUGAUACGAGAGGGCUCCAAUGUAACACUGAAAUGUGCAGCAGUUGGCUCACCAACACCAACCAAAACGUGGCGACGUGAAGGUGGCGAACACAUACCGCUGCCCAACAAUACAGAAGUUCCUCCAAUUAUUUGGAUACAAAAUCAGCUUGUUGGUGCUGCUACCGGCCAAAAUAUAUCACUUGAAUGCCAGUCGAAGGCGUAUCCGAAGUCUAUCAAUUAUUGCACGAAAAAUUACACGAUAAUUGUGCCGGGUGAACACUUUUCAUCCGAAACAUUUGAGAGUGGCUACAAAAUAACGAUGCGAUUAACCAUAAAAUAUGUUGACACAGCGGAUUUUGGCUCUUACCGUUGUGUGGCGAAAAAUUCUCUUGGCUAUACAGAUGACACAAUUAAAAUAUAUCACAUUCCACAAACAACGACAGUAACCACAAUAGCACCGACGGUGGCUCCAACAACCGUGCCAGUGGUGAUUGCGAAAAACAACAGCAAAGCUUUACCUUGUAAGUCCGACCUGACUUCCAAUGUACUCUGCAUUAAAAAUUCAGCUGGGCAACUGGUUUCAACUGCAGUAAAUUUUUCAAGCGCAUUUUCGUCAAAUCAUAAUUCCCGUCUUUAUGCGGGUUGCUUGGUAUAUCUCAUACAAGGAUUGCACAUAUUGUUCAGGAGGCACAAAAGUUGGCGGGUGAUUCGCUAUUUAAUAUAGUGUAGCAACCAAAGUAGUUCCACAUUGCAACAGCAACAUUUCAAACGGGGGCAACUUCCGAUUAUUUAUCACUUCAACUACAUAUCUAUUUUACGAACAAUUGGUGCUCAAUAUUUGAAAAACUUGAGAGAUGAAGUAAAAGAAGGUGAUUCUGCAAUCAAGAUCACGUCGUUGUCCAGCUCGGAAAGUAUUUUGUGCAGUCUAAUCAGACGUAACAAAGGAAGAGUAAGUCUAACUGAAGAAAGACAUACUUUCCAUUCAUGGUCACCAUAUGAUUUCUAGACACAACUAUCAUUCUGAAACGAAUUUGUCUAAAUCUAAUUACAAGAAGAUGAAGAUUAAAAUUUCAGAGUUGAAAACCAGUAGGCCCAUUAUUAGAAAAAAUUCAUUUUAAGAGGAUUUCAAAGAUGUGUCAGUGAGGUAUUAUCUCUUCAUCUCUAAGAAUAUGUUUCGAAACGGAAUAUUUCUUUCAUUUAUCUUCUACAUGAUUACGAUAAAUGUUCGAUUUCAGGAAUCAUACAAAAUGAGUUGUAUAGCCAGAGCUCAGAUAUUUAUACGAAACUAAUUAGAGAUGUUGAAAGUGAUAGUUAGUUAAGAAUGCUUAUUUAGAAUACAAUGACUUCAUUAGUUUAUUUUAAAU